AUGCAUGACGCAUUCACCAAACUUCCAACCGAGUUGGAGCCCAAAACCACCACAAUAUCUUCGACCAAGCACCUCCGCUUCAGCCAAAUCUUCUCCUCCAACUCCCCUCACGCUCACAGCGAUGUCAGAUUGGUCGAGCAAGUGGCAUGGGACGGUGUUGAAACCGAGAAGGAGGCAAGGGCGAAGCGGCUAGGGAACAAGGAGGUGAAGUGGAAGGUUUUGAACGAGGGCGAAAAGGUGGCGGAUAUAGGCAAAAGAAACCGAGGGCCGCCCCCGCUUAGCGACCGCCCCGGGCGUUGGGGCCAAGCGUUAGCAGAGCUCGGAGCAACGAUUUGUCUACCGGCACCAGAAAAUUCUACUUGCGAGUUGUGUCCCAUCCAAGGCACUUGUAGAGCGUAUGCGGAAGGGCUAGAAAUUGCAAGGGAGCAAGGGUUGGUGCUAGGACAUAAGCAGAGCGAUAAAGAGAAGGGCAGACAAACGUUGAAUGGAAAAGUGGAAGAGCUGCACAAGCGGCAACUGGUGGACAUAGAGGAUGCGGCAUGUACUUUGUGUCCUUCUCCACCACCACUUCCUUUUCUUCCUCCUCCUCCUCCUUCUCAUCCUCCACAUCGUCCCUCGGAUGCUCCCGCAAAUAGGAUAAAGGUGGAAACCCAAGACGAAGCAGACCCAGACGUCCAGUACCUCUGCACCCUGCCCAUGACGCCGCUGCCCAGCACCGAGGAGAACAUCCAGCACACCCGGAACAUCCAGAACAUCCAAACCACCACCAAGAACGUCCAGACCACUCGCAACACUCAGAUGAACAGGGACGAGAACACCAUCUCCGUCACCUUCUACGAACAAAACAGCUGCCUAAAAGCCCACGUCGACGACCCCAACCUCAACAAGCCCAAACCAAGCAAUCUUCUUGACCCAACAGCCAAAGAGUUUAUUACUACUUACUGCGCUCAAUAUCCGUACACCAAGCCUAAAGCACAAAAGCAGUCCAAGUGA
Neurospora tetraspora is the source of this 993-nucleotide messenger RNA. RefSeq lists its product as uncharacterized. Gene Ontology annotation, cellular component: nucleus. The record is from RefSeq and is a predicted model, not a curated record. Gene Ontology annotation, molecular function: adenine/guanine mispair binding; oxidized purine DNA binding; 8-oxo-7,8-dihydroguanine DNA N-glycosylase activity. Bases 1 to 993 code for a protein of 330 amino acids. The transcript has a single exon. Gene Ontology annotation, biological process: base-excision repair; mismatch repair. Lineage: Eukaryota; Fungi; Ascomycota; Sordariomycetes; Sordariales; Sordariaceae.